Molecule: messenger RNA, 5466 nt
Organism: Hypomesus transpacificus
Lineage: Eukaryota; Metazoa; Chordata; Actinopteri; Osmeriformes; Osmeridae
Gene: sec24c
Product: SEC24 homolog C, COPII coat complex component
Exons: 25
Coding region: 196-3798 (1200 amino acids)
Biological process (GO): intracellular protein transport; endoplasmic reticulum to Golgi vesicle-mediated transport; COPII-coated vesicle cargo loading
Cellular component (GO): endoplasmic reticulum exit site; COPII vesicle coat
Molecular function (GO): SNARE binding; zinc ion binding
Source: RefSeq, a predicted model, not a curated record
GGUAGUUCCGGUAAAUGUCCGCUUGACGUCCGCUGCAGCCAGGAAAGAAACCGAGAAAGGGAUUAGCGAUACACCACGGGACAUCGUCGGUGAAAUCUCCGUUUAUAGUUUGAAGCCUACCAGAAUUCGGAACCGGCUCUGAACAGGGCACAAUCGUGACAUUUACGCUAUUGGAGGUCCAGGGAUGAACUGAGGAUGAAUGUGAACCAGCAGACUCCCAUGGCAUCUCCGUACGGCCAGCCUCAGCCUGGCUAUGGCCAGCCCAGCUACGCCCCCCUGGGAGGGGGCUACCCCGCACCCUACGCCCCCUACAACGGCCCUGCAUCAGCCUACCAGCAUGGAGCUCCACCCCAAGGUUACUCCCCUUAUGCAAGCUUCCCCUCUAAGGCUGUGGCUGCAAACCCAGUCUCUGACCUGUCCUCUCCUGUUGACCUAGGUCCUGCCAGGGCCCCACCUACCUCUGCCCCCCCAGCCGUGUCCUCCUCCCAGGGCUACUCCCAGUACAGUCAGGGGGACAUCCAGAAUGGCCCACCUCCUGUGGCCCAGCCCAUGCAAAGGCCUGCUGUUUCUCAGCCCUACACACCGGGGGCUAUGAACCUGUCUGGGCCACACCCCUCCUACCCCCAGCAGUAUGCAGUCCCGCCCAGCAUGCAGCAAGUCACCAAUCAGAUGACCGGGAUGCAGAUUGGGCCAGGGCCCCCCCCCACACCUGCUGGGCCUGGAUAUGCUCCGCCUCUCACCUCCCAGCCUCCAAUCAGUGCGGCCUAUUCAGUUGCAGCUCCUCCCUCCUACACCCAAGGCCCGCCCCCUGUGUCGGCAGACCCGCCCCAGCCCCCCCCUCACAGUGAGGCCGGCGGCCCCCAGCCUUACUACGGAGGCCCCCCUCCCCCCCAGCAGACCUUCCCCCCCUCCUUCUCCUCUGCCGGCCCCCCCAGCCAGGCCCCAGGACAGCAGCAGUCCUUCCCCUCUGGCCCCCCUCCCGUCCCCCAGUCCACCUACACUGGCCCACCCCCUCCGACUGCCCAGACCUCUUUCCCCCCACCCCCCUCCUCACAGGCCAGCUCCUUCCCUCCCACGGCACCCCCCAGCACAGCCCCCCCAGCCCAGUACCCGGGCCCCAUGCCGCCCCCGGGACCUCCAUCCCAGCCACCUUUCCAGUCUGGACCCCCUCCUCAAAGCCAGCUACCUCCCACCUCCAUGGCCCAGGCCAACCACCUGCCGCCCGGCCCCCCAGGGGCCAUGCAGCAGCCCCCGCCACAGUCUGGAAUGCAGGGAGGGUACCCGCCCCAACAGAACGGUGCGUUUGGCCAGGUGAGGGGCCCCCAGCCUGGAUAUGCAGGCCAGUACCCUGGACAGCCCAGCUACGGGGGCCCGGCCCCUGCUCCGGCUCCUGCUGCCCCCUCACAGAAGAGACUAGACCCUGACUCCAUCCCCAGCCCGCAAGCAUCUGACCUGCCGGCUGUGCAGAAAUCAAGACAUAGAAUAGACCCAGAUGCUAUCCCCAGCCCAAUCCAGGUGAUUGAGGACGACAAGGCCAAGACCAGCGAACCCUUCACCACAGGAGUCAGGGGUCAAGCCCCGCCCCUGGUCACCACCAACUUCCAGGUCAAAGAUCAAGGUAACGCCAGCCCUCGGUUCGUCCGCUGCACGGCCUACAACAUGCCCUGCACAGCAGAUAUGGCCAGGCAGUCCCAGGUGCCCAUGGCGGCUGUCAUCAAGCCCCUGGCCACCCUGCCCCCCGAUGAGACCCCUCCAUACAUCGUGGACCAUGGCGAGGGAGGCCCUAUCCGCUGUAACCGCUGCAAGGCCUACAUGUGUCCCUACAUGCAGUUCAUCGAGGGAGGACGCCGCUUCCAGUGUGGCUUCUGCAGCUGUGUCACAGAUGUGCCUCCUCAUUACUUUCAGCAUCUGGACCAUACAGGGAAGAGGGUGGACUGCUACGACCGGCCAGAGCUGUCCGCGGGCAGCUACGAGUUCCUGGCCACUGUGGACUACUGUAAAAACAACAAGCUCCCUCAGCCUCCAGCGUACAUCUUCCUGAUAGACGUGUCCUACAACGCCGUCAAGAGCGGCAUGGUCAACAUCGUCUGUCAGGAGCUCAAGACCCUGCUGGACUACCUUCCCAGGGAGAACCCUGAUACAGACUCGGUGGUGCGUGUGGGCUUCAUUACCUACAACAAGGUGCUGCACUUCUACAACGUCAAGUCCAGCCUGGCUCAGCCCCAGAUGCUGGUGGUGUCCGAUGUGUCCGACAUGUUCCUGCCUCUGCUGGACGGCUUCCUGGUCAACGUCAGCGAGAGCAGGGUGGUCAUUGAGAGUUUGCUGGAGCAGAUCCCAGAGAUGUUUGCAGACACAAGGGAGACAGAGACGGUGUUUGGACCUGUCAUCCAGGCUGGGCUGGAGGCCCUGAAGGCUGCAGACUGUGCUGGGAAGCUGUUUGUGUUCCACACCUCCCUGCCCAUCGCCGAGGCCCCUGGGAAGCUGAAGAACCGGGAGGACAAGAAGCUGGUGGGCACCGACAAGGAGAAGUCUCUGUUCCAGCCCCAGGUGGGCUUCUACGGCAGCCUGGCUAAGGAGUGCGUGGCCCAGGGAUGUUGUGUGGACCUCUUCCUCUUCCCCAACCAGUAUGUGGACGUGGCCACGCUGGGGGUGGUCCCCGUCUCCACAGGGGGCUCCAUAUACAAAUACACCUAUUUCCAGGCUCAGGCAGACUGCGAGCGGUUCCUGAACGACCUGAGGAGAGAUGUACAGAAGCCUAUGGGUUUUGAUGCUGUAAUGAGGGUUCGCACCAGCACAGGCAUCAGAGCGACAGACUUCUUCGGUUCGUUCUACAUGAGCAACACGACCGACGUGGAGCUGGCCGGCCUGGACUGUGACAAGACCGUCACCGUGGAGUUCCGCCACGACGAUAAGCUCAGCGAGGAGACGGGCGCCCUCAUGCAGUGUGCGGUGCUGUACACCAGCUGCAGCGGUCAGCGUCGCCUGCGUGUCCACAACAUGGCGGUGAACUGCUGCUUCCAGCUCGCUGACCUGUACCGCAACUGUGAGACGGACACCAUCAUCAACUACUUCUCCAAAUACGCGUACCGCAGCGUGUUGACCACUCCCACUAAGACGGUGAGAGACACCCUGGUGAACCAGUGUGCCCAGAUCCUGUCCUGCUACCGCAAGAACUGUGCCAGCCCCUCUUCUGCAGGACAGCUGAUCCUUCCAGAGUGUAUGAAGCUGCUGCCCGUGUAUCUGAACUGCGUGCUGAAGAGCGACAUGCUGCUGCCGGGCGGCGACGUGUCCCUGGACGACCGCGCCUACCUGCGCCAGCUGCUCAGCUGCAUGGACGUGGCCGAGAGCCACCUGUUCUUCUACCCCCGCCUGCUGCCCCUGGUGAAGCUGGAAGGGGACUCGUUGCCUGUGGCGGUGAGGAACUCGGAGGAGCGUCUCUCGAAGGGUGGCGUCUACCUCCUGGAGACAGGGCUCCACCUCUUCCUGUGGGUAGGAGCCAAUGCCCAGCAAGAGCUGCUGCUCAACAUCUUUGGCACGCCCACCUUCAGCCAGAUAGACCCCAACAUGACGAGCCUGCCCAUCCUGGACAACCCCUUCUCUCAGAGGCUUACAGAGAUUGUUGAAUCCUUUAGAGCUCAGAGAUCCAGAUAUAUGAAGUUGAUGGUGGUGAAGCAGGAGGACAAGGCAGAGCUGAUCUUCAAACACUUCCUGGUUGAGGACAAGAGUGGAAGCGGCGGCGCUUCAUACGUGGACUUCCUGUGUCACAUGCACAAGGAAAUCCGCCAGCUGCUCAGCUAGGACUUCACCCCUGAACCCCCCCCCGAUCUUCACCCCCCCUCCCGAACCCCCGUCACCUUUCACUCCCCCCCCCCCUGAAGCGCUUUAUCUUUUAUUUACCUAAUAAACUAAACCCCCCUCUCCCUCAGCCAAGGGCCAGAGACAUAACACAGCCGACUGACUGGCAGGGUCCGUGUGUGUGUGUGUGUGUGUGUCAGAGAGGUAUUGGGUCGAAAGCCUGGACUCUUCUCCAGGUGUAGCUCUAAGCACAGCUUGGGCUCACCUUAUGGCUAUUGGGAGGACCUAGUGUAAGUGAUGUGUGUUUGUGAGUGAGUGAGUGAGUGAGGGAGUGAGGGAGUGAGGGAGUGAGGGAGUGAGGGAGUGAGGGAGUGAGUGAGGGAGAGGGCUGAUGUUGACUGUAGUAGGUGUGCUGUCUGUAACACUAGCACUGAAGGCUGUUGUGUGCAAGCAACCCAGUGAUAGAGACUCAGACUCUUUUUGUAUGAUUCAAACCCAGUAGACUCGAGGAAGAUUAAAACAAGACAAAUACAAAAUGAAAUAAUAAAUGCUGUUUUUUUUUUGUUUUUUUUCAUCUCUAAACUUCUGUUUCUAUUUGUCUCCUUCUCCCUUUCUCAGUCAUGGCCUUACUGUCUGGUUCCUGUUUCACUUCCCAUCUCGUGUCUGUGUGUGUUCUGUUCUGUUUCCUCAUAUGUGAUGGUCUGUGGCAGCAUGGUCUCAUUCUCAGACCUAGGUUGGACCCAUUUCUUAAAGAGAUAUUUGGAUAUUCUUCAAAGAAAUGAGCUUAGCUGGUCUCGAUGUGCGUCUGAGGCUGACCUGGUAGACGGGUGUGUUUGAGGAGCUGUUGACUCGGGGCAUGUCGAUGAAACGGAAAUAUCAGAGAAACUCCCAACUGAUGUCUAUGCAACCUUUUACACACACACACACACCCCCACGCAUCCAGAAAUCAGACUGAACUCUAACCUCUGACAUCACAGGGUUAGGGUCUUUACUCAGGGUUAUGUGAAUGUCAGCUGCACUUUGGUGGGAACACACACACACUCACACGUUUGUGUGUGGUGAUGGAAGCUUCUUCAACUGAGGCUUCAAACACAGAGAGCGUCAGGAGAGAAGAGCGACAGGAGAGAGAUGAUCCAAGAGGAGUCUCAGUACUGAUAAUGAAGCAUUUCUCUGGGUUUCCCCCUUGUUGCUUACUGUGUCGGCCCUAGAACACAUAACCUGUACAUAAAUAAACGUUUUAAAGUCCUUCCUGAACAACUGUGGUUUGGCUAAGGUAUCCAUAGUUUAUAUGUACAUGCACUCACAAACAAACACAGUCCAAGUGUUGACUUUUAGACUUCUCUUUGUGUUUGGCUGCAGAUCUGAGGAACUGUGUGUGUGUGUGUGUGUUUCAAGGGUCCUGGUGAAUUUCUUUUAAGGAACAGAAGGAUCAGUCAACAUACACACAGAAUAAUAUUCCUUUCAAUAUAUUCUUUUUUUCUAUUUCUUCCAUUCAUUUAUAAUUUCCCUCUGAAUUGUCUGUGUUAUUGCAUAUUGUGUGUCCAUCUUACCGCCUGUGUGUGAUUGGCUCACUGUCUUGACUGUUUCCGUUUUGACGUUUUCAUCUUUUUCUUUGUUUUGGGUUUGUCGUUGCCUCCUGGACUGCUAAUAAAAAUGAAUGUUGAAACGCCA